This is a messenger RNA of Colletotrichum higginsianum IMI 349063, 858 nucleotides long. RefSeq names its product transposase. The coding region runs from base 1 to 858 and encodes 285 amino acids. NCBI's taxonomy places the organism in Eukaryota, Fungi, Ascomycota, Sordariomycetes, Glomerellales, Glomerellaceae. The record is from RefSeq and is a predicted model, not a curated record. The transcript has 3 exons.
AUGGCAAGCGAUCACGGCUGCAGCGACAACGACCUUGCAGGCCUCUCCAUCUACGAGGUCGCCCACCGCUUUGCUCACCAGUUCCCAAGAAAGCGAUUCGUCGUGGAACCGCUGCAAUGGACUGCAAGCCACCUCGUCUUCCUACGCUGCGCUUUCGUCGAAGUCACACCCAACACGCCGCCGAGCGGGCCUAGGCCAACAAAAGAGAAGCCUUGGGCUCCGAAAAAAAAAAUCACACGCAAGCAGGCGUUCCAGUGGGUUGCUGACUGUAACCACUCGGUAUUUUCUCCAGUCAUGCCACUUCAAAGCCUUUUGGAAGCCUACUCUUUCAAAAGUGUCCGAGACUGCCCGCUCGUCUUCUUCUUCAACAAGCAUAAAAUCCUACUACCCUGUGAAAUGGUCUCCACUGGUCCGCACCGGAAGUCUUGGAAACAGGAUCACUGUCGUAUUGCAUUCUCACAGAUUCACACGGCUAUUCGGGAACCCCGCCGCAGGAGAUUUCCGCUGCAACUCGAAAAGCUAGGAAUUCUUCCAGAAAACCCGCAUGUUGAUCCAUACAUUGCGGCGCUUUUGAUUGCCGAGGCCCAGCAAAGCCAGGCAGGGAGCACAACUUUGUCCGAAAACGCCACGGAAAGUUGUUACAAGGUCCAUUUCAUCCUCGCAGAUUACGAUGACAGGAAAAACAUACGCGUUUACUCUGCCGUGAUCUCGACGGCUUUCCUGAGGAAGCUUUCCCACCCCAACGAGAAGCCUCGCUCUCCUGAUUCCACGCGUUUCGAUAUUCGUUAUACAACUCUGCCUUACCGACCGAAAUCGACGUUUCCUUCACGCCUUGUGGGGGUGCUUCUCGAUUCAUAG